Molecule: messenger RNA, 998 nt
Organism: Schizophyllum commune H4-8
Lineage: Eukaryota; Fungi; Basidiomycota; Agaricomycetes; Agaricales; Schizophyllaceae
Product: WD40 repeat-like protein
Exons: 1
Biological process (GO): maturation of SSU-rRNA from tricistronic rRNA transcript (SSU-rRNA, 5.8S rRNA, LSU-rRNA)
Cellular component (GO): nucleolus
Molecular function (GO): protein binding
Source: RefSeq, a predicted model, not a curated record
CGACGCCGUCGUGCACAGCGAUCAACACCCUACACUCGUAGUCAUAUACGCCUAUCAAGGUGUGACGACCUCUCCCCAUGUCCUCGACAACAAAAUCGAAGAAGGCGCGCUCCAAGGCGCCCAAGUCGCACCCCAAGUCUACUGCCGCCGUCUCCCAACCCCCUGCAGACGAUGCGUUCCUGUCGAGCGCGAUGUCGGCCUUCUCACCGGGCGGCAACUUGUUUGCGCUGGUGACCCCCGUCGUGGAUAAGCACCGGCUGCGCGUAUACGACGCCCUCACAAGCAAGGCGACUGCCGAGUACCUCGUCCCCUCCGUGCGCGUCUCCUCCUUAGCCUGGGCGAAGCUCAGCACCUCGGACGACACCUCAGCAGCGCCGGCAGAUGCGCCCCCCACCAAGAAGAAGCGCAGAAAGAGCACCAACACCCCUGCCGAUGCCCUCACGAAUCCAGCGAUCGACGUCGUUGCGCUCGGUCUAGCAGAUGGCUCGGUCUCCCUCUUCUCCCCCUCACACGGUCGCAUCGUGCGCACACUAUCCAGCCCAACAUCUACCUCCCCUGUACUUGCCAUUUCUCCAACGGCUGACGGUAGCCUGUGGACGUCUGGCGAGGAUGGCGAGAUCCACAUAUGGAACCCCCACAAAAACCAGAUCGUCGGAAAUUGGAAGGGCGAUCGCGUUCCCCUCACUGCCCUAUGUGCCCGCCCAGGUACUUCCGACGUUGAAGUGCUCGCUGCAAGCCAUACUAUACGCGCCCUAUCGUCUACGCCCGAUGACGAGCCUCAAAAGCCUGCCCAAACCGCAAUAUUCACCGGUCACGCUACACCGAUCCAGAUCUUGCGUUGGGACGCAUCUCAGGAGCCACCGACGCGGUUUGUGUCCGUAGCUGAGCGCGAUCGCGUCGUUUCUAUGUGGGAGCUGCCCAGCAGUGGUACAGAGGGCAAGAUGGUAGCCUCAAUACCUCUCGACGCCGAUGCGCGCACUGCUUCUCUAUCCUCAUCA